AUGAAGCUCCUCGCGAUUCUCACGCUGGCCGCUGCCGCCGCCGCCGCCGCCACCGGCACAAAUGCGGCCUUCAGACAGAGAUACGCCGCGGUCGACAUGUCGCCAGCCGUCGGGGGCGCCGGUAUCGUUCCGCGCUUCUUCAUCGACGCACCGCGGCUCGCUGUCCGCGACGGCGGUAUAUGUAACCCGAACUUUCAUUCCUGCGUCGACAUAGGCCACCCAGAAACCUGCUGCGCAAACACAAACUACUGCUACGUGAAACCCGACAACUCACCAUGGUGCUGCCCCCUCGGCUCCCUCUGCGACUCAAACUGCCCCGCGACAGCCUACCAAUGCCCAACAACGAUAACCGUAACCGCCACCGUCUCGCGGACCACGAGCGCCGCCUCCGCCCUCCUGACAACCUCCCUCUCGACAUCCUCAGCCUGCUGCGGCCGCACCUGUCCCUCCCCCUCCGCCUUCCGCUGCGAAUCCCAGUUCGGCGGCGGCUGCUGCUCCUACGGCCAGACCUGCGUCUCCGGCGGCCGCUGCAUAAGCACGGUCUCCGCUUCCGUAACAUCAUCUGCCACGGGGGGACUGAAGCCCGCUGACCCGCAGUGUACGGCCACCACGCAGCACGCGUGCGACGACACGGCGGCGGGGUGCUGCGAUAACCUCAUGCACUGCACCGUCGUCAGCGGGACGGCCGGGUGCGCGGCGGGGAACCCGACGGCGACGGGGGAUGUGGGGUAUACCACCGUCCCCGAAGGCGGCAGCGGAGGGGGAGGGUUGUCGGCUGGAGCGAAGGCGGGCAUCGGGGUUGGCGUUGCUGUUGUGGGGUGUGCUCUCGCCGGCGCGCUCGCGUGGUUUUGUUUCGUGAGGAGGCGGCGGAGGGGGACUGUUACCGGGACGGCGACGAUGUCUGAGCGUAGCGGCGGCGGCGGGCGGAGCAGAGGAACGGGGGCAGGAAGGGGAGGGGUCUCUGGCGUCGGGAGCGAGAGGCCUAGUCGCGGGGUACGGGCUUUAUCGGACGUCACGUCCGGGUCCCGACCGAACGGGCCCAGUCGCGGCGCGACGCAGGAUUACUUUGGUCCGGAUGCCGUUGCGGGGCCGUAUACCGAGACAGACGAGACCGGGUUGUCUCCGGGCAGUGGUUCGGGAGCCGGAGCCGGAGCCGGAGGGGGAAGGGCGGGGACGCCUGGUCGAGGACGGGGCGUGCCGCUCCAAGCGCAUUCGCCCAAUGACGUUGUCGCGCCCGUGGAGAUUGGGGACUCCGGGGGUGAGAAGAGAGGCUACUGCUACGGUUACGGUCACGGCCACGGGUACGGCCACAGCGUGACUUCCGUGCCGGAGGAAGGGCGUGAAGGGGGCCCGAGGGAGAUGCAGACGCCCGGGUCCGAGGAGGAGACGACGCAGGGGCGGUACGAGUUGUACGGGUCCGAGAUGGCUUCGCCCGUGUCCGUUGGGGCGCCGCCCUCGUCGGUUGUGCCGACGCCGUCGAUGAUGACGCCGAGGAGUAUCGCGAGCGUGAGCAUGUUUGAUCGGUCACCGGGUCCCGCUCCCUCCGACAGGGAGAGGGAGAGAUAG
Molecule: messenger RNA, 1566 nt
Organism: Colletotrichum tamarilloi
Lineage: Eukaryota; Fungi; Ascomycota; Sordariomycetes; Glomerellales; Glomerellaceae
Exons: 2
Coding region: 1-1566 (521 amino acids)
Source: RefSeq, a predicted model, not a curated record